Tachysurus fulvidraco (yellow catfish) is the source of this 3358-nucleotide messenger RNA. RefSeq names its product phospholipase A2, group XV (gene pla2g15). The record is from RefSeq and is a predicted model, not a curated record. The transcript is spliced from 6 exons. Gene Ontology annotation, cellular component: lysosome. NCBI's taxonomy places the organism in Eukaryota, Metazoa, Chordata, Actinopteri, Siluriformes, Bagridae. Gene Ontology annotation, biological process: ceramide metabolic process; phosphatidylcholine metabolic process. The coding region runs from base 164 to 1396 and encodes 410 amino acids.
UGAGUGAGUUAAAAACCCUCACAGCGCUCAUAUGGGGCGCGUUUGUGUCGUUUAUAGUUUUGCAUUUAUUUUACAUUUCUCAGCUUAAUAAUCUCUCACCAUGGCUUUAUUUUGAUACCGAGCUAUUUCGUACAAAGGGUUAUUUUAUCAGUGCAGCACAGAUAUGGUCCGUUGGAAGCUGAUUUGUUUGUUGUUGUUGUUUUUAGCUUCAUUCUCCUGGUGCAGAAGUUUAAAAUGUUCCCAAGGGAAGAGGUGCACGGACCGACCUCCUCCUGUGGUACUGAUUCCAGGAGAUCUCGGGAACCAGUUGGAGGCCAAGCUUGAUAAACCCAGCGUCGUUCACUACAUCUGCUAUAAGAAGACCACUGAGUACUUUACGCUCUGGCUGAACCUGGACCUGUUGCUGCCUGUGGCCAUCGACUGCUGGAUCGAUAAUAUGAGACUGAUCUACAAUCACACAACGCGAAGUACAGAAGCCCCCCCAGGCGUGGACAUCCAGGUGCCCGGCUUCGGUAAGACGUUCGGCCUGGAAUACCUCGACCCGAGCAAACGCUCCUUGGGAAUGUACUUCUUCACUAUAGUGCAAGCCCUGGUGGAUUGGGGUUACACCCGAGACGGAGAUGUCCGAGGGGCACCUUACGACUGGAGAAAGGCUCCCAAUGAGAACAAGCCAUACUUCAGCAAGCUGCAGCAGAUGAUCGAGGAAAUGGCAGAGGCAUACGGUGGGCCGGUGGUCCUCAUCGCUCACAGCAUGGGCAACAUGUACACACUGUACUUCCUCAAUCAGCAGUCACAGGCCUGGAAGGACAAAUACAUCAAGGCGUUUGUGUGUCUGGGUCCUCCAUGGGCUGGCGUGGCCAAGACGCUGCGCGUGAUGGCCAGUGGUGAUAAUAAUCGCAUUCCAUUGAUCAGCCCUUUGAAGAUCCGCACUCAGCAGCGGACUGCCGUGUCCACAGCAUGGCUCUUCCCGUACGCGCACACGUGGCCGAGCGACGUGCCGCUGGUCUACACACCCAGUGCCAACUACACGGUGAAAGAUUACGAGCGUUUCUUCAAGGACAUCGGCUUUGAGGAUGGCUGGGCCAUGCGUCAGGACACGGAGCCACUGGUGCAGGAUCUGAAAGCCCCUGGCGUUCCCGUGCACUGUUUGUAUGGGACCGGUAUCGACACAGCGGAGGCUUACCACUACAGCACCUUCCCAGACGCAGAGCCCAUAGUGGUGAACGGCAAAGGAGACGGCACAGUGAACGUGCUCAGCGCCGUGCAGUGCAAACGCUGGGAAACCGAGCAGAAACAUCCCGUGCAUCUGGUGGAGCUUCCAGGGAACGAGCACGUGGCAAUGCUGCUGAACUUCACUACCGUCGCGUACAUUAAAAACGUGCUGUUACCACCCUGACGCACACAACACUUUCACUAUCACCUUUUAAAUUAGCAGAAGUGACCAGUCGCACCUGACUGAAAGUCCUCAGUUCUGCCUUUAUAAUGAUUUUUUUUUUGCCCCUUUGAGGUUAAUUACUUCUGUUUUAAAAUGUAAUUGUUUACCUUCGAAAAGCGCUCGGCACAGAUUGCCACUUUAAUUUAGAGAAACGAUCCGAGUCGCUUUCGUAAGUGAAAAUGCCUCAGUUCUUCUUUUCUAUAAAAAUCCUUGGAGGUUAACCACUUCUUUAUCUGACUGAAAAUGUCCAGUGGUUUUGUGGUUAUCUGGAUCUUAGAGGUAAAUAAAUUAGUCGAGGUUUAUCCAUAUGUACGUUCUUGGGCACGAUCAGAAAAUGAGCCUCUGUGAAUUUUAUAUUGGGGUUGUCAAUAAAUCCUAAAUUUUUAAUUUGUAAAACUAUCGAUAUUUACUGAACGUUUUAGACCAAAUGUUCUCUGCCACUUUAAAUGCUAUCUCUUCUACUAACACUGAUGUGCCUGCGAUUUGAUUGUUUCUCAGAACUGAGGUGAAUACUUUUGCUAUUCUUUCUAAUUAUACCAAAAAUGUUCUUUUAUCUAUUUUGUAAAUCAGAUGUUUAUAUUUUGAAUGUUUUUUUUUCUUUGCUCAUAUUUCUGCUGAAUCAGACACUACAGAGGCACAGCUAUACUCCGAGAGAACUUUGGUCAUUCCAUCAGCACUAAUUUCAUGCUGAGACCUUUUACGCUGAAAGCAAUUGUCCUUGAAUCUCUAUUUUUGUUUUCGUACCCAGAUCAGCUUGGAUUAUAAAUUUAACUUGGGCACAGGAUCAAGACACCUUAACGUUUUCAUAUGCUAAAAGAUUAUUAUUCAUUCAAACUGGAGGUAUAUAUAGCAUUAUAUAUGCAGUGUAUAUGUAAAUAGCAUUAUAGUUAAUAGAUAAGAGCCUUUUAGAGUUCAAUUUGGAUCCAUUUAUUCCUUUGUCCCAAAUGUGUCUUUAACGCAUUUAAUUCCAAGUCACAUUUGCAUCUUAAAGGUGGCGUGCACGAUGUUUUUGAAAAAUGCUUCAGAAAACUGAGUCAAGCAGACAAACAAAACAAACGUGUAGCCAAUGAGCAGAAAGGGGCGUGUCUUGUCAAUAUGCGGCGGAGAGAGCGUUCAGUGCAUAUGUCUGACAUUAGCAGAAAGCGACUGAAACAUUGACAUGGCGGAGACCUGCCGUUACCUCUGCCACGGGUUCUAGGUGUCGAACGUCGUCUUCCGCGUGAAACGGAGCUAAACCUUUCACGGUACAACACACAGUACUACAAAAACACAUUUAUAUUACCAUAGUAUUACUCAUGGAGUUGAUUUACUGAUAAAAAUAUCCCCUCUGCUAGCUGCCCCAGCAGGUUCCGUCAUAAUAGCCUGGGUUACGUAUGUAUGUGUGGGGAGGAGCUAUCAAAACAAGGGUGACAACCAUUUGGGUUAGGGGCGUGUUUGUUUUGGUGAUUUCAGAUGUUAAUGUUGGCUUUCAAACAUCGUGCACCGCACCUUUAAGUACUUGUGUAAUUGUUUUUUUUUAAUUGUUUAAUUUUUGUGUAAAAGCAAAAGUAAUUGUUGAUGUAAGAAUCGAGAGAAAGGUUUGUUCAGUAGUCUGAAGUCAUCCGUCAUUAUUUUCACUGUUCUCAUUCUGAUCAACUGGUGGGUUCAGAAGGUCAAUCACUUAACAUUUCAAUCAUUUUUUUUUGCAUGGUUUCUUACCAUUUUAUUAAUUUUGUUUUGUUUUUGGUGUGGGUGAAAGGCAUAUAUGAGUGAUGCACUGCUCUAGAAAGCCACUUACUCAGUUUUGUGACUAAUACUGUAAGCCUGUACAAGUCAGUAUUGUUCAUUUUAUUUACAAGCUCAAAAUGCUCCUGUUGUGCCUUUUUAAACUUGUCAAGAGUGUUUGUAUUCUAUAUCGGUUGAACAGUAAUGAUUUUAAUGUUA